Messenger RNA from Parascedosporium putredinis, 1650 nucleotides. Lineage: Eukaryota; Fungi; Ascomycota; Sordariomycetes; Microascales; Microascaceae. The record is from the annotation of a GenBank genome assembly.
AUGUUCGAUACAACAUGCAACUCGACCUUGGAGAUGCUCAGGAUUGAGCCUGGCACCGAAUCUCUAAUUCUUGGGCCGUUGACAUUUCAUGACCUCGCCCUCAUCGUGAGUGGUGGCUGUGCCAUAAUCGCCAUUGCUCUCAGCUUCUACCUUGCUUUUAUGCACGCGAUCAACUAUACCAAGCCGAAUGAACAGAGACACAUAAUCCGUAUCCUCUUCAUGGUUCCCGUCUAUUCGGUGUCAUGUUUCCUCCAGGUCUAUUAUUACUACCAUGCCGUCUAUUUCCAGGUCAUCUCCGAUUGUUACGAGGCUUUCGCCAUCGCCUCGUUCUUUGCUCUUAUGUGUAGUUAUGUCGGCACCGAUCUACACGAUCAAAAGGAAUAUUUCCGCAAUAUGUAUCCCAUCAAGAGCUGGGUCUGGCCCGUGAACUGGUUUGCCGCCUGCUGCGGGCGUCAGCGGGGCCCGUGGAGGACCCCCAAGAGUGGCUUGACAUGGUUCAACAUCAACUGGAUCGGCAUCUACCACUACUGUGUCGUUCGCGUAGCCAUGACUGUUAUAGCCGUCGUCACUCAGUACUUUGAGCGCUACUGCGAAAGUUCCAAUAGUCCCGCCUUUGCGCAUAUCUGGGUACUGGCAAUCAACUGCGUUGCCGUCUUUAUCGCCAUGUACUGCGUUAUUCAGUGCUACGUCCAGCUUAAGGUGCCCCUCGACGGUCAAAGACUGUUUUUAAAGGUCGUUGCCAUUAAGCUCGUUGUCUUCUUCGCCUUUUGGCAGGUUACGGCCAUUUCGGUUGCGACGAGCGAGAGAUUCAAGAUCUUCGAACCAAACUCCAUCAUCGCGUACCCGGACAUCAAAGUCUCCAUUCCUGCUACGUUGCUCUGCGUCGAGAUGGUCAUCUUUUCGAUCCUGCAUCUUUGGGCCUACCCUUACUCGCCGUAUGUGCCCGGCUCCAAGAGGACGUACUAUCCCCACCCCGACGAGCGCAAGGCCGAUCUGCUCCCCGCCAGGGAGAAUCCUCACUGCCCUCCCUCUGGUGGAACGCUGGGAUUCUGGGCUUUCGUUGACGCGGCCAAUACCUGGGAUUACGUCAAGGCCUUUGGCCGUGGUAUGCGCUGGCUCUUCUGCGGUGUGAAGAACCGCAAGAACGACCCGAGCUAUAACAACAGGAAUAUGAGCACACUGGGCUUGGACAACCUCGCCGCCAAAAACGAGUUCCCGGCCGCGCGUAGCACGGAACACCUACCCAUCGCCGACCAGUUUCGCCGAAGCAAGUUUGGUCUUCCACGAGUGGAUGGUGAAGGUGAAAAUCAGGCGACGCACGAGGAUGAAAACGCCGGCCUCAUCUCCCAUGCGCAACCCAACCCCACCAGCAGUCGCUAUAGCCGCCACUUGGCGUCUCCCAUGGCGCCGCCGUCACCUUACCGAGACGGCCCAUACACGCCCUCACCAGAUAGGGAACGUGGCCUAGCCGCAUCACCGCUACCGUCACCUUAUAGCCCCGGCGGCAGGUCGCCUGUUGGCGCGUCUCGGGGGCUAGAUAGGCAGCAGAGUGAUGAUUGGGAGCCUAUGCACCCCCGGACUCAAAAGCCAUCUCCCCUAGCUUUGGACGGGCAUAUUAGUUUUUCCUUCUCUUUUUCCCUUUACUCAUAG